This is a messenger RNA of Debaryomyces tyrocola, 315 nucleotides long. NCBI's taxonomy places the organism in Eukaryota, Fungi, Ascomycota, Pichiomycetes, Serinales, Debaryomycetaceae. The record is from the annotation of a GenBank genome assembly.
AUGCAAGGCUUGAGAUCACAUAGAUUAGGUAUUGAAAAAUUAUGGACUUGGUUGACUAUUAAUUGGGAUGAAGUCUACAAAUUAUUGCCUCCGGGAUUAUCUAUGUUAGGUUCGGUUGUUACGCUUGCUUCCUGUGGAUUUACUAAAAAGGAACAAAAAGAUAAAGUUCAAUCAUUUUUCAAAUCCAAAAACACCAAAGGGUUUGAUCAGGGUUUAGCUCAAUCCAUGGAUAUGAUUACUGCUAAGAGUGCUUGGGCUACUCGUGAUUCUGGUGCUAUUACAAAAUGGUUAUCUUCUAAUGGGUAUUCAAAAUAA